GUGAGACGAUGGUCAAACAAACAGCGUUGUGGAUCUUUGUCAGUGUUUUCUAGUUGAUCAUUUACUUUCAUUUCGUGAUUCACUUGUCAUUUUAGCCAUAUAUGAUUUCAGUACAAUAAAACGCAGAAUAGAUUGUCUGGAAAAAUCAGAUGCGUGGUCAAUGUGACAGCUCAAUUUUCUCCCCGACAGCAUGCUAUGUGUGCAACAAGCAAGUGCUACUAGCUACGAAACACAGCUUUAGCUAACUAUCCAGAAUCUGGGAAGUGCUGGAAGAACUUGGGCACCUCCGCCGGGCGACGAUGCAGCGGCCGUAGCAUGGAGGAGCCGCUCUGAUGGAGAAUCAAAAGAAGGGCUCGGAGGGGGAGGAGAGUUUGGGGGAACGGGGUCUGCUCCACGCCUGGAGGGGCUACUCCUGCAGCCUGACCCCAGACAGAGUGCUGCUGUCCCGGCCGGUCCUGCAGGCUGCCAUGGGGGCCCAUCACGCCGUCCUAUUGGCCGAGGGCGGACAGGUGUACAGCUUCGGCGCGUUGCCCUGGAGACAGGACGGCGUCUCGGCCGCGGCAGAGCCAGUGUUGGAGGCGGGGCUGGGGGGCGUGGUUAGCGUAGCCGCCGGAAGCUUCCACAGCGGGGCGGUGACGCAGGACGGGGGGGUGCACAUGUGGGGGCAGAACGCCGCCGGGCAGUGUGGGAUACCCGGCCUCCACACGGUGCCGAACCCCACCCCCGUGGGCGUGGUGGAGCGCGAGGCGCGGCCCGCCCAGGCGGUGUGUGUGCUGGAGCUGGCCUGCGGGGAGACGCACACGCUGGCCCUGUCGGCCCGGCGUGAGGUCUGGGCCUGGGGCAGCGGCUGCCAGCUCGGCCUGCUCACGCCCGCCUUCCCCGUCUGGCAGCCGCAGAAGGUGGAGCACCUGGCGGGCAGGUGUGUGCUGCAGGUGGCCUGUGGCGGGGCCCACAGCCUGGCGCUGGUGCGCUGCCCCGCGCCCCAGGAGCCUCGUCGCCCCCCGCAGGACAAGUGUGGCCACUGCAACCAGCUGCUCUACACCAUGACGGACCGGGACGACCACGUGAUCAUCUCCGACAGCCACUACUGCCCCCUGGGGGUGGAGCUCAGGUCCUCCCCCUCCGACCCCCUGCUGUCUGGCUCCGCCCACAUAGCCACGCCCACCGAGGUCCCAACGGAGCCCCGCCCUCUGGACGCUGCGCCUGCCCCAGAGCCUGUGGGCGACGCCCCUAAAACGGACUGUGACUCCGCCCCUCUGGCGGACUGCAGCGAUGCGGGGGCGGGGCCGGGGGCGAAGAGCUCGCCCUAUCCAGAUGAGCAGGCGGUGAAGGAUUACCUGAAGAGGCUGUCCACUGAGCAUUGCAGCAAGAGCCCCGCGCCCGUGCAGUGUGCCCAGCCGCUGAGUGAGCCGGGGGACCCGGACCGGGACCCGGACCCCCCCAGCCCCGGCCCGGAGCCCGUCUCCUCCGCGGGGUCCUCCCUGAACAGCCUGGUGGCGUCCUGCGCCUCCGUGGUGGGGGAGCGCGUGGCCUCCACGUACGAGGCCCUCUCCCUGAAGAAGGUCAUGAGCUACUACUACCCCUCCGGGGCCGGCUGCGUGCCGGGCCUGGGCCCCGCCGGGGCCGGCUGCAUCCCGGGCCCGGGGCCCCCCGAGGGCGGCCGCGUGCGGCUGGAGGAGGAGUCCAUGCAGGGCAGGAAGAGCUCCAGCCUGGGGGACAUCCGGCAGGGGGAGGAGGAGGGCCUGGGCCGCCGGCUGUCUCUGCCAGGGCUGCUCUCCCAGGUGUCACCCCGGUUGCUGAGGAAGGCUGGCCGGCCGAGGGUUCGAGCCGUGGCCCUGACUCCGCCCCCUCUGUGGGAGGCUGAGGAGCCCCUCCCCUCCCUGCUCACGGAGGUGUGGAGCUGGGGCCGGGGCCAGGAGGGGCAACUAGGACACGGGGACGUCCUGCCCAGGCUGCAGCCGCUGUGUAUAAAGUCUCUCAGCAGUAGGGAGGUGGUGCGUGUGGCUGCCGGGGCUCACCACUCCCUCGCCCUGACCGCACAGUCCCAGGUGUUAUCCUGGGGCAGUAACAGUUCGGGGCAGCUGGGACACAUGGAGUCCCCGAGCACUGUGCCUCGCCUGGCUAAGAUGUCGGAGGGGAUCCGCGUGUGGGACGUGGCGGGGGGGCAGCAGCACACGGUGCUCCUGGCCGAUGGAGACUGUGUGCAGCCCAUCCUGUACUACAGCGGCCAGCAGGUCAGAGAGGAGCCCCAGCCCCAAGCCCAGGGGUACACCCAGCAACCAGUCCUACUGCCUUUCUGCAUGAACAUGGGCUACGUGCGGAGCGUGUUGGCCGGCGGACAGGGCUGCCUGGCGCUGGCCGAUCGGAACGUCAUGGGCUUCAUCGCCAGCCUGCACGAGCUGGCCGCCACCGAGCGGAAGUUCUACUGCAGACUGAGCAGCGUGAAGAGCGAAGUCCUGCGCCCCCUGCUGGCGGGAGAGACCCUGAGUGUGGCCCUGGGCUCGGCGACUCACCUCCUGCUGCAGACGUUGGCGGGGCAGUUCGGCCGGCUCUGCCACCUGACGGGGCAGCACUCCACCUCCCUCACGGCCUUCCUGCGGCGCGGCCGUCAGCGGGACGUCAAGGGCCUGGUGCUGCUGGAGCACCCCGCCCCCUUCCUAGAGACCUACUCAGAGUACUGCAGCUCUGUGGGGAACUUCCUGGUGAUGGGGGGCUUCACUGCCCUGGCCAAGCCCUGCCUGGACGUGUUUGGUAAGACCCCAGGGCUGCUCCAGAGGCUGGUGGAGGGCAGUGAGGAGAGUGCCCCCCCUGGUGACCUGCUGGUGGCGCUGUUCUACCAGCCCUUGUCUCACCUGCACCAGUACGGCCGGCUCCUGCUGAAACUGGCCACCUGCUACGAGGUGAGCACGCUGGACUAUCAGAAGCUGCAGGACGGUUGCUCUCAGUACGAGGCCCUGGCCCUGCUCCUGACCAGGAAGAAGAAGGAGGCGGAGUAUACCUUUCACUUCUGGAAGAGCUUCCCUGGGAAGAUGACGGAUUCCCUGCGGAAGCCGUCCCGCCGGCUGGUGUGCGAGAGCAGCAACAAGGCGCUGACGCUGCAGAACGCCGGAAGGUUCUCUGUGAAUUGGUUCAUCCUGUUCAACGAUGCGCUGGUCCAUGCGCAGGGAGUGGCCCCUUCUAAGAACCUUUUCUCCACCCAUCAUGUCUUCCCAUUGGCCACGCUGUGGGUGGAGCCUAUCUCUGAGGAGGAUUCUGGCAUGUAUGGUCUGAAGGUGACCUCACCUGAGGAGAGCUUCAGCCUGCUGGCGUCCUCCCCCAUGGAGAAGGGGAAGUGGCUGCGGGCGAUUAACCAGGCGGUGGAGCAGGCCCUGAGUGGGGGGGGCAUGGGGGAGGGCCGGGGCCCCGGCACCCCCCCGAAGAGGCCCGACCCCCCAGUGUCGCGCACGGCCUCCUACACCUUCUACAAGGACAGCCGCCUGCGGGACGCCACCUACGAGGGCCGCUGGCUCACGGGCAAGCCCCACGGGAGGGGGAUGCUGAAGUGGACAGACGGACGGACGUACAUCGGGACGUUCAAGAACGGUCUGGAGGAUGGGUUUGGGGAGUACCUUGUCCCCAAUAAAAACCUGGACAAGAACCAUCACUACCACGGCCACUGGAAGGAGGGGAAAAUGCAUGGCUUUGGAACGUACAGGUAUGCCUCAGGUGAGGUGUAUGAGGGCUGGUUCCAGGAGAACAUGCGGCAGGGCCACGGCAUUCUGCGUAGCGGGAAGUUGACCUCCUCCUCCCCCAGCGUCUUCAUCGGCCAAUGGCUGCAGGACAGGAAGAAUGGCUACGGCGUCUUCGACGACAUCACCAGGGGGGAGAAGUACAUGGGGAUGUGGCAGGAGGACCAGCGGCAGGGGAAUGGAGUGAUCGUCACGCAGUUCGGCCUGUACUACGAGGGAGCCUUCAGCGGGAACAAGAUGGCGGGCUCGGGGGUGCUGCUGUCGGAGGAUGACACGGUGUUCCAGGGGGAAUUCUCAGAGGACUGGACUCUCAGUGGGAAGGGCACCCUCUCCAUGCCCAAUGGAGAUUAUAUGGAUGGGACCUUCAGUGGGGUCUGGGGCUCAGGCCUGAAGGUGUCGGGCUCCUACUACAAACCCAGCCUGUACGAGAGUGACAAGGACAAGAACCGCGCUGUGAAGCUGGGCAGCCUGGCCGUGCCCGCGGGGCAGAAGUGGGCGGCGGUGUUUGAGGAGUGCUGGAGCCGGCUGGGCUGUGACGCCCCGGGGGUCGGGGAGAACUGGAGAGCCUGGGAGAACAUCGCCAUCACCCUGACAACCAGCCGCCGGCAGCACAGAGACAGCCCGGAGAUCCUGAGUCGCUCCCAUAAUAAAACGCUGGAGAGCCUGGAGUUCAUCCCGCAGCACGUGGGCCCUGUGACCAUGCAGAGAUACGAGAGCAUCCGCCGCUACCUCAUAAAGGCAUGUGACACCCCCCUGCACCCCCUCGGCCGGCUGGUGGAGACGCUCGUCACCGUGUACCGCAUGACCUAUGUGGGCGUGGGCGCCAACCGCCGGCUCCUGCAGCAGGCCGUGGCCGAGAUCCAGUCCUACCUCAGCCGCCUCUUCCAGCUGGUCAGGUUCCUGUUCCCAGAUCUCCCAGAAGAGGGAGGGGUCGUCCCAGAGAGCAUCUCUGACUCCCCUGACAAGAGUCCCCGCCCCCCCUCCUCAGACACGCCCCUCCCACGGACUGGGCGGGUGGUCAGCAGCUCCGCCCUGCUGCUGCCCGUGCUCCUGCCACGGCUGUACCCACCGCUCUUCACCCUGUACGCGCUGGAGAAGGAGCGCGAGGACGACCUGUACUGGGACUGCGUGCUGCGCCUCAACAAGCAGCCCGACCAAGCCCUGCUGGGGCUGCUGGGAGUGCAGCAGAAGUUCUGGCCAGUCUCCAUCUCCGUCCUUGGGGAGAAGAAGCAGGUUGUGUCCAGCUCCAAGGACGUGUGUUUCGCCAGUGCAGUGGAGACUCUGCAGCAGAUCAGCACGACCUUCACCCCGUCGGACAAACUGCAGCUGAUCCAGCUCACCUUCGAGGAGAUCACGCAGGAAGUGCUGUCCCUGCUGAACGAGGGCUUCCUGUGGUCCAUGGACGACCUGUUCCCCGUCUUCCUGUAUGUGGUGCUGCGUGCGCGAAUCAGGAACCUGGGGUCGGAGGUCAGCCUGAUCGAGGAUCUGAUGGAUCCGUGUCUGCAACACGGCGAGCACGGCAUCAUGUUCACCACGCUCAAGGCGUGCUACUAUCAGAUCCAGCACGAGAAGGUCACAUAGAGGACGAGAGCUGGGCCAAUCGGAGCAGCCAGGGGGGAGUGACGGACAGACGGAGAGAAGCAUUCUAAGAGAGAGAGCGAGAGAGCAAGACAGAGAGAGCAAGAGACAGAGGGCGAGAGAUAGAGAGACAGAGGGCGAGAGACAGAGAGAGAGGCAGUGGGAGAGGGAGAGAAAGGGAGGGGGAGGG
Molecule: messenger RNA, 5496 nt
Organism: Conger conger (European conger)
Lineage: Eukaryota; Metazoa; Chordata; Actinopteri; Anguilliformes; Congridae
Gene: als2b
Product: alsin Rho guanine nucleotide exchange factor ALS2 b
Exons: 35
Coding region: 333-5309 (1658 amino acids)
Molecular function (GO): guanyl-nucleotide exchange factor activity
Source: RefSeq, a predicted model, not a curated record